CCAAGUUGUGAACCAAUCUUUAAAACAACACUCAUACAUUGUGGGUUGGUCAUCCUAAGUUGUGGGUUGGCCACCACUCUAUCAUCCAAUAGUAGAGAAAAGGAAUGAAGAAGGAUUUACACCAACCGACCAUUGACAAUUCACUGGUUCAUCUUCACCAACAUAAAAGUCAGACGAUAAGUCACUGAACACUUUACUUUCGUCUUUAUGAACUCAAACAUCUACAACAACAUGAAGACAUUCUCUUUACUCUUCAUCAUCUCUUUACUCAUCAACGGUGGGUUCACAGAUGAAGUGUCAGUGAUAGAGGGAGAUUCUGUCACACUUCACACUGAGACUGAAAUACAGAGUAAAGAUAUGAUCGAGUGGUGGUUUGGAGAUAAACAGGAUUUUGUAGCUAGAUUAGAUAAAGAGAGCAAUGAGAUGCUGUAUUCUCAAGAUAAAAGAUUCAGAGACAGACUGAAGCUGAACAAUAAGAAUGGAGAUCUCACCAUCACAAACAUCACAACUGAACACAUGGGAGUUUUAAAAGUAGACGUCGCUGGAAGAAUAACAACAACAAAGCCGUUUAGUGUUACUGUGUUUGGUGAUGCAGGUGAAGUGAAGUCAGUAUCAGUGAAGGAGGGAGAUUCUGUUACUCUGUACGCUGAUGUCGGUUAUAUGGAUAAUUAUGAUGUGAUACGCUGGAGGUUUCAACAUGGAGACUCUCCUCUAGCUGUAAUCGACAAAAAGUCUAGAAUCUUCUCUAUACCUGAUGACGAGAGAUUCAAAAACAAACUUCAUUUAGACCUUCAGACUGGAGAUCUCACCAUCAGGAGAAUCAGAUCUGAUCACUCUGGACUUUAUGAAGUAAAUAUCGACAGCAUUAGCAGAACACACACCAUACAGCAGAUAUUCACAGUUACUGUCAGCGGUGCACAGAAGACACUGUCAGUGAUGAGGAGUAGUUCUGUCACUUUAAACACUGAUACUGAAGUACAGAGAGGUGAUCGAAUACUGUGGGAGUUUGUAUCUGAUGACACUCGAAUAGCUGAAAUAUAUCAACCAAACAAUAUAUUCACUACAUACAAUUAUGGGAGAUUCAAAGACAGACUGAUGCUGAACAAUCAGACUGGAUCUAUCAUCAUCACAAACAUCAGAUCUGAAGACUCUGGACUUUAUCAACUAAAGAUCAGCAGUAGAAGACGAUCCAUUCAGAGGAAAUUUAAUGUAAAUGUAACUCUCCUUACACAACAAGAAUUGUAUAUUGUUGUGGCGUCAGUAAUAUGUGGUGUUGUCCUCCUCCUGGUUAUCUCUGUCGCUGCUGUGUAUUUCUAUUACCGCAGGUUUCCUAUAGCAAGAAGACAUAAAGCGAGAGAGGGACGGUCUGUCGUUCUACAUGCUGAUGAUACAAUACUACGGUUUGGCUUUAUACAUACUGCUUUAACAAAACUAUGGUCUGGCAUGACACAUACUGCUGUUAAAGAACUACAGAGAGAUGAUGUGAUCGAGUGGAGGUUUGUGCCUCAAAAUACAGUCAUAGCUGAAAUCAAGGGAAGAACACUGAACACAUAUGAUGGUGAUGAUGAGAGAUUCAAGAACAAACUGAAGCUUAAAAACACUGGAUCUCUCACCAUCUCAAACAUCACAAGUAAUCUCUCUGGACUUUAUGAACUCAAAAGCAUCAAAGAUGGAAAAACUUUCUACAAGAGAUACAGACUGACAGUCACAGACAGGAGAGAUUCAGUGGAUAUAUACUGAUAACGUGACUUUGUUGAAUAUAUGUGGUCAGCAGGAGAGAUAACAUGAAUUAAAACACAUCAGCAUCAAGAGUCUUACAUGAACAAUGAAGAACUAUAUUUUAUUUUGAACUUAAAAAUACAUUAUGAGAUCAAGCUGUAUGUGGAAAGAACUAACUAAACAGAGUAAAUAUAUAAACAGUAUCUAUCUUUGAUUUGCAAUAAAUAUUGAGACUUUCAAAUUAAAUGAAAAGAAAUUCAACUAACACACAACAUUUAACGUAUCUAUACAAACAUUUUGUUUUCUGUUUAACCUCUGAUGUAAAUAUAUCAGAUUUUAUAUGUUACUAAAAGCUUACAGGGUGUAGA
This is a messenger RNA of Triplophysa dalaica, 2087 nucleotides long. RefSeq lists its product as uncharacterized. Bases 208 to 1740 code for a protein of 510 amino acids. The transcript has 7 exons. The record is from RefSeq and is a predicted model, not a curated record. Lineage: Eukaryota; Metazoa; Chordata; Actinopteri; Cypriniformes; Nemacheilidae.